Molecule: messenger RNA, 1566 nt
Organism: Acaulospora colombiana
Lineage: Eukaryota; Fungi; Glomeromycota; Glomeromycetes; Diversisporales; Acaulosporaceae
Source: the annotation of a GenBank genome assembly
AUGGCUGCUAAAGAACGAUACCAAAUGAUAAUCCAAACCUACGCCAUCUGCCUUUCGAGCAACGCGAAAUCCCGUUUGGUGUACGCAGGCAUAAAGUUGGUUGACUAUCCCAAACCAUUCUUCGACUAUCCGAGUUACCUGCAAAACUUUGAUUCCGACAAAUUUCGUCAAGCUCUCAACACAUGGAUGGGAAUGGCGAUAAUGAACGGAAAUUAUGUCGACCCACUCAACGUUUUCUGCAGACCGCUGAAGCGAAUUCUAGGACCCAUAGUCAAAGAUUGCUAUAUAACUUACCCGAAAAACAUAUUUCACAAGGCAUUGAACAAAUGCCUGGAACCGGCAAUAAAGGAUUAUUAUUCACAACACCCGAGAUGCAGCGUAACCAAAGAAAUCACUCAUUUAAUAUUCAGUCGAUGUAAUAGACUAAAGAGUCUCAAGGUUUACGUCGGUGAUGAACAUACCCUAUCACUGGUUGAUAUGGAUUUCGCUUUGCUCACCGAAUGUCACAAUGCUCUGCUGAAUCUUCAAAGAUUUGAAUUGACCAUUCGGGCUCCCUCUUUGAACGAAGGACCUAACUUACGAGAAAAUAGCAACAUCUUGACGAGCCUGUUCACCAUGAUGUCAAUUCAUGCAACAAACAUUCAGGAGAUUAGAAUGCAAUCUUACACUACGGGCUUGCCAACCUCAGUUCAUAAUAGUCUGUAUCGGAUGAUUGAAUCGCAAAAGAUGUUGCAAUCAUUCAUGUCCAAUUAUUUUUGGGAUGCAAGGGAAAGCUCCCUGUUCAAGGCUUUGCUCAACCAAUCACGUUCACUGACACGACUUCGCCUCUGGGGUCUGACACACUUCGACGAUUCAUUGAUAAUAGGAUUGUUAGAAUGGAAUGCUCUGAGGACAUUUGAAUUGAUGGGUUGCCCGGUGUCUUCCUUAGCCGAGAAUUUCCCAAAUGGUCAGUUGAAAAUCCGAAAUGUGCACGUCGGCAACGGCUAUGGAUCGUAUCCUUUCAUCACAAACGGUCUGCUCAAGAUGAUUAAUUUAAAUCUGCAAAAAUUAGUGGUCGAGGGUGCAACUCCAGAGAUAAUAGAGGCGGUCACCGAGAAUUGCCCGCAGAUCACUCACCUAUCCAUUUGUGCCUACCAAGAUAUCUUUCAAUCUUUACCAAGACUGCUCUCCGCCUUGUCACUGUUGGAGACGUUAAUCUUGGGAAAUCAGGAACAAUAUUUGUUCACUUCGGAGACGCUAUUGCAAUUCUCACGGUCCAUACCACCUUCACUUUGUGCCCUCUUCCUGAACUUUAACAUUUCCUCGCAAGCACUGAGGAUUUUGUUAACCGAAUGCCAGGCUAAACUGAGUAUACUGGAGUUACAUCAAAUACAAAAUAAAGAGUAUGAAUUGUUCUCCAUACUGAUUCAGUACACCAAGGAAAAUAAAAAUCUGAAGGAUAUAAAACUAUAUUUGGCUCACAGUUACGGAUUCACCGAAACUGCGAGCCCUUUCGUUUUGGAGGAUGCAAGGAAUUAUUUGACUAUUGUCAAGCAAAAGACCAGGAACAUCUAUAAUCUCUGGUAA